GCUGUAGCAGCUCCCGCUGUAGCAGCUCCCGCUGUAGCAGCCCCCGCUGUAGCGUCCGACGCGGCCGAAUCAACCCAUCACAGCCAACGCGAGAGGAUACACACGGGAUCUCCAUCUCUGCGGCUCCCCCCCGAUGCCGCCCCACGCCGCCCUGCGCCCCGCGUCGCCUUCGUUUCCUAACCGAAAGCGCUUCGCGGAAAUGGGGGGGCCCUGGAGCUCUCCUGGCUUUGCUGCAGAGAGUAAAGGGGACAGCGAUUUAAACACGGGAGCAGCAUCACCUUGAUGCGGCGACACCUCCGCGCUGACGAUCUCCGCGCAUUUCCGUCCCCGCUCGGGCUGAAUGGGAAAACUGCCGCGUGUGGAAGGCGGCUGCUUCCCUCGGCAAAUCAGAGACUGUAAGCCGCUAACGCAAAACAAAGGAGAGCGGAGAUAUCUGCCAGCAUCUGCUCCUUAAUCCAAUGCAUUUUAUGGGAAAAAAUGGAGGAGCGCGCACUGGGGCGCCGGGGGCAUCUCUGAAAAUGGAAAAAUGCAAAAUCUGAGUCGACCAUUUGCCAUUUGUCCUUCUUUUUAAACGGUUAAUUUUUAAAUUAUUAUUAUUAUUACCCCAAAAAAGGCUCAAUGAAGAGGAGGAUGUCCGCGGCUCUCUGUGUGAUGGUCAUGUCUUCAUCUUUUUUCAACCCCAGCUUUGCCUUCAGUUCCCAUUUCGAUUCAGAUGGCGCUCCCCUGAGCGAGCUCUCCUGGUCCUCUUCUCUGGCGGUGGUUGCUGUUUCCUUCUCCGGCCUCUUCACCUUCAUCUUCCUCAUGUUGGCCUGCCUGUGCUGCAAGAAGGGGGACAUCGGCUUCAAGGAGUUUGAGAACGCCGAGGGCGAGGACUAUCAUGCUGACCUCCUGACCCUGGCAUCUCCUGCCUCCCACGCCGGUCCUGACGUCUACAUCCUACCGCUGACAGAGGUGUCACUUCCUGUGUCCAAGCAGCCUGGCCGAUCAGUCCAGUUGCUGAAGUCCACAGACCUGGGCCGGCACAGCCUGCUGUAUCUGAAGGAGAUCGGACAUGGAUGGUUUGGAAAGGUUCUGCUGGGGGAGGUGAAUUCCGGCCUCAGUUCCACACAGGUGGUGGUGAAGGAGCUGAAGGCCAGUGCCAGUGUGCAGGACCAGAUGCAGUUCAUGGAGGAGGUCCAGCCUUACCGGGCCCUCCAGCACCCUGCUCUCUUGCAGUGCCUGGCGCAAUGCUCUGAGGUCACGCCCUACCUGCUGGUCAUGGAGUUCUGCCCCCUGGGCGAUCUGAAAGGCUACCUGCGCAGCUGCCGGGCGGCAGACUCCGUGACCCCCGACCCCUUGAUCCUCCAGCGAAUGGCGUGCGAGAUCGCCUCGGGGCUCCUGCAUCUCCACAAACACAACUACAUCCACAGUGACCUGGCCCUGAGGAACUGUCUGCUCACUGCCGAUGUCACGGUGAAGAUCGGGGACUACGGACUCUCCCACAACAAAUACAAAGAGGACUACUUUGUGACCCCGGACCAGCUGUGGAUACCUCUGCGCUGGCUCGGGCCGGAGCUGGUGGACGAGGUGCACGGCAACCUGCUGGUGGUGGACCAGACCAAGCCCAGCAACAUCUGGUCUCUGGGGGUAACCAUCUGGGAGCUGUUUGAGUUGGGAAACCAGCCGUACCGCCACUACACUGACCGGCAGGUGCUUACCUACGCCGUGAAGGAACAGCAGCUGAAGCUGCCCAAACCUCUGUUGAAGGUUCCGCUGUCCGACCGCUGGUACGAGGUGAUGCAGUUCUGCUGGCUGCAGCCGGAUCAGAGGCCCAACGCCGAGGAGGUGCACCUGCUCCUGACCUACCUGUGCGCCAAGGGCGUGAGCGAGGCGGAGGACGACUUCGAGAAGCGCUGGAAUUCGCUGCGCCCCAACGGCAGCCAUGUGGUGCCGGCGGCGGACCCGCCCCCUCCGCCGCCCCCGCCCCCCUCCUCCUCCUCCUCCUCCUUCCCCCUGCUGGAGCGCUUCUCGGCGGGUGACGGCUACCACCCCGAGCCCGGCGACGACGUCCUGACUGUCACCGAGACCAGCCGCGGCCUCAACUUCGAGUACAAGUGGGAGCAGGCACGGCCCGAACCCGCCUACUGCCCCUCCUCUGCCCACGGCGGGCCCCUGGGCCAGGGCGACCCGCGGUACCAGGACGCAUACUACCCCCCUGCCGUGGGCAGCUGCGGGGUCCCCGGGCUCACCCUGGGCGUCUCCCCGUCCUACUACGAGCCCGAGCGCCUGCACGCCCCGGGGGUCGUCCCAGUACUGGGUGCCUGCAGCCCCUCAUCCGGUAGUGACUACUACAUCCGCAUCGAGGACCCGGCGGGCUGCAGUGCCGACCUGGACUACGCUGUGUGCGCCUAUAGCCCCGAGUACCAGGGCAGCAGCGGCGGUGGCAGCUUCGCCACUGGCAGCGGUGACUCAGCGGAGUGCACGGCCUGCCCCGCCGCCACCCGGCCCGACCCCUACUGGCCGGUGGACGUGCGCAAGGCCAGCGCCUACGACUCAGACUCCAGCCCGGCUGUCUCCCUCACUAUGGAGCCCCUGCUGGGCCAGGACUCUGGCUCCAGCCCACUGCGGCCCUGGGAGUCGGGACACUACGUCUCCUACAAGGACCGGGACGGUGGGUACUACUAUGAGCCCCCGCCCUCCGUGGAGAUGGACCACUACCUGCUGGGGGAGCUCCCUGAGCCGCCCCAGGAGAGCUGGGGGUCCCGGAGCCUACGGCAGGCCCUGGGGGAGCUGGAGAACCCCCUUGGCAUCUCCCCGUCCCUCGGCAGCCCCGGCCGGGGCUACAGCAGCCCUUACCUGGGGAGUGGCCAGGAGCCCAUCCUAGGCAAGAGCUCCACAGGCGGGUGCUACUACGACAUGAUGGGCUCCCUGCGGAGCACCAUGCCGGGGCCCCACCCCCUCAGCCCGGACGUGGAGCCAGGGGGGUCCCUGUUCGCCGGACCGCGGGACAGCGAGGAGGACCUCUUCCUGGAGAGGGGGGCCAACACCUGGACCUCCAACCGCUCCGCCAACAACAAUAGCCUGCGCUUCAAGCGGCGGCCAGCAGGGGGUGGCACACGGGAGUCCCGUGUGGACUUCCACUACACGCUGCCCUCUACUGACGUGGAGGACUCCUGGCCCCGGACGGACACCAGGGGCAACCUGACAUUCUGCCCUGCACGGCCCCUGCGCUACCCGGAGGACGUGGCCAAAGACAGUGGCUGCCUGGGGCUGGGGAAGCACCAUACCCUCAUCCCCUCCAACGAGUGCAACACCUACAUCUACCUGUGCCACGGGGGCGGGCCGGACCAGGUGAUCCAGCCCGUGCCCUGUCUCCAGCCGGACGCCUGUCCACAGUUCGUGGACCCGCUGUCCGGCGUGCCGGUCAGGAACUACGCCCUCCACGACUACUCCAGAGAGAAGAACGCGGAGGUGGUCCGCUUGGAGAACGAGAAGAACCGGACCCCGUCGACCAGAGAUGUGGCUGUGGGGACAUCAGCGCUUGGGAGAGGGAACUCCCGGUUGGAGCGCGUGGAAGAGAUCAGCAAAGCCGACGUUGUGGUGAGUGGGGGGCUGGCUAAGAAAAAAGAGGGGGCCGAGGACGGCAAGGCCCCCGGCCCCACCCCCUCGGGGAAGCCGUUCCACCCGGGGGCCCCUGCCGAGCCCGUCUCCGAAGGCGUGGACGGGGGCUUCUCCUCCGGCAUCAGUCUGGUGGACAUCGGAGACUGCAGCGACGAUGACGUCACCGAUGUCACUGACGUCACCUCGGGGGUGUUCACCGACUUCGCCGUGGGCUUCCCCGAGGUGGCGGGAGAUGCCCCUCCGGCCCUCAGGGCCCCCGGGACACAGGCGGGGACCCCGGACUCCGUGGACUCCAUCGAUCCGCCCUCCGCCGCUGGCUCCUGCGAGGAGGCCCUGAGCCCCGCCUCCUUUCGCCCCUCCAGCCCGCCCAAAGCGCUGGACAGUGGGUACGACACGGAGAACAAUGAGUCCCCCGAGUUUGUCCUGAAGGAGCCGCACGAGCCGCGGGAGCAGGAGGCCUUCGGCCAGCCCACGGGGAAGCCCUCGCUGGGCAGGGGGCCGGAACUGGGGGACGUCCUGACAGCGGACCUGGAUAAAGACGAGGGCGUGUCUCUGUCUGCAGCCCACGGCGCCGAGCUCGGCCUGACCCGCCUGAGCGAGAAGGACCCCUACAGGGACUCCGCCUACUUCUCCGACUACGACACCGACGGCGAGCGCGUUUCCAGGAACAAUGUGGGCGGCUCUUGUGAUAAGCAGGAAGGCGGGGGCCUCUCGGGCCGGGAGGCUGAGGGGGCGGAGCCAGUGAGGCCAACAACCACUAUGGAGCUCUGGCAGCCGGGGCAGGAGGAGGGAGACAGCUUAACCUGGCCACAGGACGUCGGGGGGAUGUGCCCCAGGGGAGAGCCUUCGGAGUCGCAUACGGCUGCCUCCCUCUCCUCCCCCGUCAUCUCCACCCUCUCCCCCUCUCCCCCUGAGAUGGGCGGGUGCCUGACGAAGGAGCCCUCCCAGGAGGAGGGGCUGGGGCUGGACUCCCAGCACUCAGGGGAGGAGCCUUCCUCCGAGUGCUCCGCCUCCUCCAUCUCCGGGGAGUCAGGUGGCUCACAGGAGCCCCUGCCCACUGUGGGCAAUGGGGCGAUGGGGCCUGGGGGCGCCGGCGAUUCCCCGGCUGAAUCCUCCUCCUACAGCUCGGCCAGCAGAGACAGCGCCAGCGGGGUGCUGUCAGACAUCAAGCAGGAGGCGGAGAAAGAGGAGCACCUCAGGGAGGCGGGGAAAGAGGAGGAGGCCGAGGAUGAGGGGCAGGACCUCACCGGUGAGAAGUUGGGGGAGCGGCAUCUCCAGGAGAUGAAGGAGGAUCAAGAGAAGGAGGAGGGUAAUCUCCAGAAAAGGGAGGAGGAGGAGAAGGAGGAGAAAGAGGAGCACGAGACGGCUCUCCAGGAGAUGGAGGUGGAGAAGGAGAAAGAGGAGGACAAGGAGGAACUCCAGGAGGUGGAGACGGAGAAGGAGAAAGAAGAGGAUGAGGAGGACCUCCGGGAGGUGGAGGCAGAAAAGGAGAAAGAGGAGAACAAGGAGGACCUCUGGGUGGUGGAAGCAGAGAAGGAGAAAGAGGAGGACAAGAAGGACCUCCAGGAGGCGGAGGUGAAGGACGCAGAGGCAGGGGAGGGCUCCUCCUCGGGCGUGUUAAUCAAGGAGGAGGCGGCAGGACUCCUGGGUGCCAGGGCUGAUGCGAGGGGUCCGGCCCCCUCGUCCCCGCCCCCUCCCCUCCCGCCCCGCCCGCUGGAGAGCCGGGUCUCCCCGGGUGACGGGGAGGAGGCUGACGAGGAGGAUGGCGACUCGGAGGACAGCGAGGACUCGGACGAGGAACUGCGCAGCUACAGCGUGCAGGAGCCGAGCGAGGAGAGCGAGGAGGAGAACCCCGCCGUGCCUGUGGUGGUGAGUGACCGCGCUGACGCCCGCAACCUGCGCAGCCUCCUCAAGAUGCCCAGCCUGAUCGCCGAGGACCUCGCCGACGAGCUCGACCGCAAGAAGAAGGCCGUCUCCUUCUUCGACGACGUCACCGUCUACCUGUUCGACCAGGAAAGUCCGACCCGAGAGCUGGCAGAGCACGGUUUCCCCCCAGGGGCGGACUCUGGAGGGCGGGGCUCGGAGAGGGCGGAGCCACACCCACAGGAGAGGGUGUCUGACGACUCGUCUGAUGGGAAUCUUUCCGAAGAGAGUGGAGGGUUCGAGUGGGAGGAUGAUUUCCCCUUGCUGCCCAGCCCCUCCCCGAUGGUGUCGCCGGUGUCAGAGGUGGCAGCGGUCCCCGAGUCCAAACCCGCGGCGCCGUUCUCCCGCUUCACCGUGUCCCCCUCCAGCAUAUCGCGCUUCUCCAUCACGCACGUGUCCGACUCCGACAUGGACUCCGCUGGAGGGAGCAGUGAAGACGGAGAGAGGGAGUGA
Megalops cyprinoides (Indo-Pacific tarpon) is the source of this 5976-nucleotide messenger RNA. RefSeq names its product apoptosis-associated tyrosine kinase b (gene lmtkb). Gene Ontology annotation, biological process: peptidyl-tyrosine autophosphorylation; brain development. The transcript is spliced from 15 exons. The record is from RefSeq and is a predicted model, not a curated record. Gene Ontology annotation, molecular function: protein tyrosine kinase activity; ATP binding. NCBI's taxonomy places the organism in Eukaryota, Metazoa, Chordata, Actinopteri, Elopiformes, Megalopidae. The coding region runs from base 619 to 5976 and encodes 1785 amino acids.